Messenger RNA from Otolemur garnettii (small-eared galago), 3488 nucleotides. It is a transcript of the gene INPP5B, whose product is annotated as inositol polyphosphate-5-phosphatase B. Gene Ontology annotation, cellular component: cytosol; membrane. The coding region runs from base 83 to 2794 and encodes 903 amino acids. Gene Ontology annotation, molecular function: phosphatidylinositol-4,5-bisphosphate 5-phosphatase activity; inositol-1,4,5-trisphosphate 5-phosphatase activity. The transcript has 24 exons. The record is from RefSeq and is a predicted model, not a curated record. Lineage: Eukaryota; Metazoa; Chordata; Mammalia; Primates; Galagidae. Gene Ontology annotation, biological process: phosphatidylinositol dephosphorylation; signal transduction.
CUGGGCUGUCCCGGCUCAAUGUCCCGCGCACCCAAGGAGCAGUGACAGCUCAGGAGGGUGUGUGCAUUCUGCAGGGGCCAGCAUGGACCAGUCUGUGGCGAUCCAGGAGACCCUGGCUGAGAGGGAAUAUUGCAUCAUCGCCGUGCAAGGUGUGCUGUGCGAGGGAGACAGCCGGCAGAGCCGCCUCCUGGGGCUUGUGCGCUACAGCCCGGAGCGUGGCGGCGGUCAAGAACAUGCCCUCUUUCUGUAUACGCACCGGAGGAUGGCCAUUACUGGGGAUGAUGUCUCUCUGGACCAGAUAGUGCCAAUCUCACGGGACUUUACACUGGAAGAAGUGUCCCCAGAUGGUGAACUCUACAUCCUUGGCUCAGAUGUCACUGUCCAGCUGGACACAGCGGAGCUCAGCCUUGUAUUCCAGCUACCCUUUGGUUCACACACUAGGAUGUUCCUCCAGGAAGUCGCCAGGGCCUGUCCAGGCUUUGAUCCUGCGACCAAGGAUCCUGAGUUCCUGUGGCUGUCUCCAUACAGGUGCACAGAACCGCAGCCAGAGUCCACAACGCCCCGCGGUUGGAACUCUGCCCCAGGCGGUUCUAACUUUGGCAGUUCAAGGCCAAAUGGGAAAGGUCUGCCUGUGAAAGAAAGCUCCAGGGGUCAGGAUAAACCAGAAAACUUGUUCUCAAGACAGCCUAAAUCCAAGUCUGAAAUUACUGACAUGGUUCGCUCCUCCACGAUCACGGUGUCAGACAAGGCUCAUAUUUUAUCGAUGCAGAAGUUUGGACUGCGAGACACAAUUGUGAAAUCACAUCUAGUACAGAAAGAAGAGGAUUAUACCUAUAUCCAGAACUUCAGGUUUUUUGUGGGAACAUACAAUGUGAAUGGACAGUCCCCCAAAGAAUGCCUCCGGCCCUGGCUGAGCUGCGAUAUCCAGGCCCCAGAUGUGUAUUGCGUAGGGUUCCAGGAGCUUGAUCUGAGUAAGGAAGCCUUUUUCUUUCAUGAUACGCCAAGGGAGGAAGAAUGGUUUAAAGCUGUAACACAGGGUCUUCAUUCUGAUGCCAAGUAUGCGAAGGUGAAGCUCAUCCGCCUGGUUGGGAUUAUGCUGCUGUUAUACGUCAAACAGGAGCACGCAGCGUAUAUCUCAGAAGUGGAGGCCGAGACUGUGGGCACAGGAAUCAUGGGGAGGAUGGGUAACAAAGGAGGCGUGGCAAUCAGGUUCCAGUUCCACAACACCAGCAUCUGCAUUGUGAAUUCUCACUUGGCAGCCCACACAGAAGAGUAUGAGAGGAGGAACCAAGACUAUAAAGACAUCUGUUCACGAAUGCAGUUUUGUCAGGUUGACCCAAGCCUUCCCCCUCUCACCAUCAGCAGGCACGAUGUGAUCUUAUGGCUGGGGGACCUCAACUACAGGAUAGAAGAGCUGGAUGUGGAAAAAGUGAAAAAGCUCAUCGAAGAGAAGGCCUUUGAAACCCUGUAUGCAUAUGAUCAGCUGAAAAUUCAGGUGGCUGCAAAGACUAUUUUUGAAGGCUUCACAGAGGGUGAGCUCACAUUCCAGCCUACCUAUAAGUAUGAUACCGGCUCUGACAACUGGGAUACCAGUGAGAAGUGUCGUGCUCCUGCCUGGUGUGACCGGAUCCUCUGGAAAGGGAACAACAUCAAUCAGCUGAGUUACCAGAGCCACAUGGCCCUGAAGACCAGUGACCACAAGCCCGUCAGCUCAGUGUUUGACAUUGGGGUGAAGGUCAUAAAUGAAGAGCUUUACCGGAAGACUCUGGAGGAAAUUGUUCGCUCUCUGGAUAAGAUGGAAAAUGCCAACAUUCCUUCUGUGUCACUCUCUAAGCGAGAGUUCUGUUUUCAGAAUGUGAAGUACAUGCAAUUACAAGUAGAAUCCUUUAAAAUUCAUAAUGGACAAGUACCCUGUCAGUUUGAAUUCAUCAACAAACCCGAUGAAAAGUCUUACUGUAAGCAGUGGCUGAAUGCUAACCCCAGCAGAGGGUUCCUCCUGCCAGAUUCUGACAUUGAGAUUGAAUUGGAGCUCUUUGUAAAUAAGACCACAGCUACAAAGCUCAACUCGGGUGAAGACAAAAUUGAGGAUAUUCUGGUUUUGCACUUGGACAGGGGAAAGGAUUACUUUUUGUCUGUGUCUGGGAACUACCUGCCCAGCUGUUUUGGAUCUCCCAUUCAUACCCUGUGCUACAUGAGGGAGCCAAUCUUGGACCUACCACCUGAAGUUAUUAGUGAGCUGACUCUGAUGCCAAUAAAGACUGAAGAUGAUGGGAGCCGCUUGGAGAGCCCCAUGGAAAUCCCCAAAGAGCUCUGGAUGAUGGUUGAUUACUUGUAUCAAAAUGCUGUCCAGCAAGAAGAUCUGUUUCAGCAGCCAGGCCUGAGGGUGGAAUUUGAACAAAUCAGGGACUGUUUGGAUACGGGGAUGAUUGAUAACCUCUCUGCCAGCAGUCAUUCUGUAGCCGAAGCCUUGCUGCUUUUCUUAGAGAGCCUGCCAGAGCCUGUCAUCUGUAACAGUGCCUACUAUAACUGCUUGGAGUGUUCUGGCAACUACACAGCAAGCAAACAGGUCAUUUCUACUCUCCCCACAUUCCACAAAAAUGUCUUCAACUACUUGAUGGCGUUUUUGCAAGAGCUGCUGAAAAAUUCAGCAAAAAAUCAUUUGGAUGAGAAUAUUCUAGCUAGCAUAUUUGGCAGCUUACUGCUUCGAAACCCAGCUGGUAAUCAAAAGCAUGAAAUGACAGAGAAGAAGAAGGCUCAAGAAUUUAUUCACCAAUUCCUCUGCAACCCACUUUGAGCCUCUUUAUCUCCACCUCUGUUUUACUCAAGGCAGCCAAUUACCAGCUCUACCUGUUCCAGCUGAAGAGAUGCUGUAAGAUUAUGUGAGGCCGCUUGGAAAGAAGAUUGGCAGCUGUCUGUUUCCUGAGCCUAGCACACUCAGUGCUACUGUGAGUUGUGAAGACAUGGGGAAAAUCCACCACAAUGAAACUGACAUUUGAUGUUUAACUUUGAUUAUUUAACACAGAUAGAUCUAUAUUCUUUUUUUUUAAUUUAAAAAUUUAAAAGUAACUAUACUUUUGUUUACUCAACCUGCCUCCAGGGCAUAGUUAGUACUUUCCCUGUGACCUGGGCUGAGCUCCCCGUGGUCAGAUAUUUGAACAGACCUUGGAGUCCUGAAAGGAUAAUGAGAUGGACAGCAAGAAUGCAAGUGGAAACUGCUGGAUAAACAGGCCAUGGCUUCCCCCAAGUGCUUCCAGUGCUCAGUUUGAAUACACUUGUAUAUGCAGAUUAUACCACUCUUCCUACCUGGAUAAGGCCAUGCAGCCUAUGAAGGCAAUACAGUGGUUUAAAAAUGGAAACACUGAAGGAAACGGCUGUUCUGAUAAAACAAGUGAGAUUUUCUUGGCCAACAAAUCCUCCAAACUGUAUAUGAUGCAUCCCCUUUCUCAUAUUUGUAAUAUAUUUUGAUGAUAAAUGUAUUUUUAACAGCA